AUGGAUGACCCCAGUCGAAGGAGGAGGCAGAAUGAAGCGCCUGCCCGUCACACGUCGAACUUGAGAUACCCGCACCAAGACCCAAUCACCCACAGCAGCGCCAUCGCAGGUGGCACGUCGGAGAGGUUCCGCCCAGCGCCGCUUGCUACGGAUCCCUCGACGCCACGAAGCAUGGGCGUCGCCAACAACUACAGCUCGUACUAUCAGGAAUCGCAAACCGCAUUCUCGACGCCAAACAUGUCGACGACAGCCAUGUCUUACGGUCAAGACUACGGGCCAGACUCGCGCGGGCAAAAUCAAGGCUUCGGCAGCUACAGCGCUGGGAUGAUGAUGUACAACGUUGCGCAGCCGAGCACACCCGUCUACGACACACAGCAGUUCGCCCAGCGUCAGCAAGCGGCAAUGCAGAUGAUGACCUCGGACGUCGCCUCGACGUACUUUGGUAGCUCAGAUGCAGGCUCCGCGCCGUCUUCGAGUUUGCAACAGGCUAGCGGCCACGGCUCAAGCUCGUCAGGCCUGUAUCAGCAAAGUAACGCACCCGUCGGCUACGGCGGGGGUAUCUCCAACGUCACCGCCAUGCAACAGCCGGCUGCUGGUGUUGGGGCGUCCGAGAAUCACGAAUACCACGACACGGGCUUGGAAGAGAAGUGGAUGAAUUACCAGAGACAGCUGGGAACUGUGUUCCAAGACGUCAAGGCUGGUUCCCUGGAAAGCGCCGCAGAGACACUUCUCAGCCUUUCGAACUGGCUCUUAACGCAGGUGGCAGAUCUCGGCCUAAGUCAGGACGACGCGAAUCUUCACGAAGAGAGGAUAAAGCUCUGGAAUGAUUUCAACCACGCAUGGCUGGCGCUGGCUUUUCAGCAAAAAACGAUGAUGGAGUCUGGGCAGCCCCCCGGAAGGGGUCAAAAGCUAAUGUCGGAGGACACGGUCAAGAAGAUGGGGGACGAGUUGAUCCGCUUGUGUGACGGUAUAGAGCGGCAUGGCCUGGUAGACUAUCAGUAUGGUGUCUGGGAAGACCAGAUCGAGAGCGCACUCGAGGAAUGUUUGGAUCUUUUCGAGUCAAUGGUCAAUGAGGGUAGGCGACCGUGA
Messenger RNA from Purpureocillium takamizusanense, 1089 nucleotides. RefSeq lists its product as uncharacterized. The record is from RefSeq and is a predicted model, not a curated record. Lineage: Eukaryota; Fungi; Ascomycota; Sordariomycetes; Hypocreales; Ophiocordycipitaceae. The transcript has 3 exons. Bases 1 to 1089 code for a protein of 362 amino acids.